GGCUGGCCAUCCGUCUGAUCGCGAUCCGACGGGGCCACCGCCCCCGCGGCCGCCCGCCCUCGACAGCACGUUGACUCGUCGAGGCGGAGGGAGACCUAGAAAUGCCGCCCUCCUCCCCCAAAUCCGCCAUUGGCGAGCUCCUGCAACCCCCGAAAAGCUGUAACAGGUCGCGAUGGCUGUCCCAAGAGGGUCUUUGGAUCUCCGGUUACUCCGAAUGCUGGGUCUUGUUUGCGCCUUGUAUCAGAUAUUUUUUGUUCGGUCAACGGCGGCUCAAACUGCACAGCUGAGUGUGGAUGCUUCACCUCAGAAUAUUCAGAUGAUCCCUGAAAAUAUGUUUGGCAUAUUUUUUGAGGAGAUUAACCAUGCUGGGGCUGGCGGGUUGUGGGCAGAACUUGUAAACAAUAGAGGUUUUGAAGCCGGUGGUCUUAAUACUCCUUCAAACAUUGAUCCAUGGAUGAUAAUUGGAGAUGAAUCCAAUAUCAUCGUGGCAACCGAUCGCUCAUCCUGUUUUCCAACUAAUCCAAUUGCACUUCGGAUGGAAGUACUCUGUGAAUCUAGUGGAACUAAUGUCUGCCCACCAGAAGGUGUUGGCAUCUAUAAUCCGGGUUUCUGGGGCAUGAAUAUUGAGGAAGCAAAGGUUUAUAAAGUUAGCAUGUACAUAAGGUCAUCAGACUCCGUGGAUCUGACAGCUUCUUUGACAAGCUCAGAUGGUCUUCAAAAUCUAGCUUCUCAUACCAUCAUUGCUGAUAGAGAAGAUUUUAAAGAGUGGACGAAGGUUGAGUUUGAUCUGCAAUCAAGUGAAAGCUAUUCUAAUUCACGGCUUCAGCUUACGACCAGCAAAAGUGGAAUAGUUUGGUUUGAUCAAGUAUCACUUAUGCCAUCUGAUACUUACAUGGGGCAUGGCUAUCGUAAAGAUCUUGCCUCUAUGCUGGCAAAUCUAAAUCCUAAAUUUUUGAAAUUCCCAGGUGGAAACUAUGUCAUGGGAAAUUAUCUUUUAAAUGCAUUUCGCUGGAGUGAAACUGUUGGACCCUGGGAGGAGAGGCCCGGUCAUUUCAAUGAUGUUUGGGGAUACUGGACUGAUGAUGGACUUGGAUUGUUUGAGUUUCUUCAAUUAGCAGAAGACAUCGGUGCUUCCCCAGUUUGGGUGGUCAAUGAUGGUGCUAGUCGAUAUGAACAAAUACCACCUGCAACGAUAGCUGCUUUUGUAAAGGAUGUUGUUGACGGUAUUGAGUUUGCCAGGGGAGACCCUGGGACUACAUGGGGUUCAGUUCGUGCAGCAAUGGGACAUCCAGAGCCCUUUCAGCUUAAUUAUAUUUCUAUGGGGAAUCAAGAAUGCUCAAUGCACUACUAUAAAGAGAACUACCGCAAGUUCUAUUCUGCAAUAAAAGCAUCCUACCCAGAUAUCAAGAUCAUAUCAAGCUGUGAUAGAUCUACCAUUUCACCAAAUGAACCUGCUGAUCUAUAUGAUGUUCAUGUCUAUACCUCAUCUGGGGAUAUGUUUUACAAAUCUAGCAUGUUUGACAGCACACCCCGGGGUGGACCCAAGGCAAUUGUUAGUGAAUAUGCUGUGACUGGAAAUGAUGCUGGCCGAGGAACACUAGUAGCUGCUCUAGCAGAAGCUGCAUUUCUUAUUGGAUUAGAAAGAAACAGCGACGUGGUUGAAAUGGCAAGUUGCGCUCCACUCUUUGUAAAUGACAACGAUCGUAGGUGGAGUCCAGAUGCCAUAGUCUUUAACUCGUGGCAACACUACGGAUGUCCAAACUACUGGAUGUUACACUUCUUCAAGGACUCAAGUGGUGCAGCACUUCAUCCCUCUACCAUUCAAGUAUCAAAUUAUAACCAAUUGGUCGCAUCCUCUAUCACUUGGAAGAAUUCUAAAGACGGAAAUACUUACCUGAAAAUAAAGGUUCUCAAUUUUGGCAACCAAGUUGUAGAUCUUAGCAUAUCUAUAACUGGGCUGGAGAAUGACAUUCAGGCAUUUGGAUCCGUAAAGACGGUACUCGCAUCCGGUUCUCUACGGGAUGAGAACUCCUUCCAACAGCCAGACAAGGUGGUGCCCGUGGAAAGCCCGAUAACCAAUGCGAGAAAGCAGAUGAGUCUUGUCCUGGAUCCAUACUCCCUCACCUCAAUCGAUCUCCUCUUGGACGCGAGCACGAAGAUGCAUUCACUCUUGGAUUCGAACUUGCAUUCAAGUAUGUGAAUAAAAGAAGGAAUGUGAUGACGACAGAGCCUUUCAAUGGCUUGACGAUCUGGAUUAAAACCUUCUGAACAUAUGUACCAUGUUUUAUCGUUUAUCACGUGAAUGAUGAAUGAAAAAAUGGAGGCUGGGUGCUUCUUCGAUCGAAAAA
Lolium perenne is the source of this 2348-nucleotide messenger RNA. Its product is annotated as alpha-L-arabinofuranosidase 1. The record is from RefSeq and is a predicted model, not a curated record. Gene Ontology annotation, biological process: L-arabinose metabolic process. Gene Ontology annotation, molecular function: alpha-L-arabinofuranosidase activity. Lineage: Eukaryota; Viridiplantae; Streptophyta; Magnoliopsida; Poales; Poaceae.